Helianthus annuus (common sunflower) is the source of this 534-nucleotide messenger RNA. Its product is annotated as F-box/LRR-repeat protein 25-like. Gene Ontology annotation, molecular function: protein binding. The coding region runs from base 1 to 534 and encodes 177 amino acids. The transcript has a single exon. Lineage: Eukaryota; Viridiplantae; Streptophyta; Magnoliopsida; Asterales; Asteraceae. The record is from RefSeq and is a predicted model, not a curated record.
AUGGGUGAUAGAAAGAGGGUGAAUGUAGAAGGAGAUCGACUAAGCAGCUUGCCGGAUGAUCUUAUCCAUAAAAUCUUGUCUUUUGUUAGCAUCAAACAGGCUGUUGAAACCAGUGUUUUGUCUCCCAGAUGGAAGUAUAUCUGGACUUCAAUGCCUUACCUCAAUUUCUCAAAUCAGGAUUUUUGGACGUUGCUCACGUUCUCCGAAUUUGUUAAACAUGUUCUCAGUGGCCGAAACAAUCAAAUCAAAGUGUCUUCUGUCGACCUCACUUUUAUAGGAACGGUUAGACAGAAGUUUGUCACAAGAAUUAUGAAGUACGCAUUCUCCCAUGAUGUCCAACAAUUGAAUAUUACAUGCUUAUCGGCAAAGAUGCUCGAUACCACUCGCUUCCAUUCUCGGUCUCUCAAGCAUUUCACUUUGACGGGGUCCAGUCACAAACUUACUUGCAGGAGCCCAACUACUUGGAAGAUGCAAGCUUUAGCAACAUUGAAUCUCUAUUGUGUCACAUUGCAUGAUGCCAAUACUGACAAAUGA